Messenger RNA from Pygocentrus nattereri (red-bellied piranha), 1180 nucleotides. It is a transcript of the gene rabepk, whose product is annotated as Rab9 effector protein with kelch motifs. The transcript has 8 exons. The record is from RefSeq and is a predicted model, not a curated record. Lineage: Eukaryota; Metazoa; Chordata; Actinopteri; Characiformes; Serrasalmidae. Bases 26 to 1126 code for a protein of 366 amino acids. Gene Ontology annotation, molecular function: protein binding.
AGGUCGUUCCAGGCGACACAUCGGGAUGCAGCACCAGAGGUUCUGCUCAGCCGCGGCUCCAGCUUCGUGUUCUGCGAGAGAGAUGGAGCUUCUCCCGAUUCUCGGCCCAGAAGACCCACCCAGAGAAAACCAGUGGUACUGCCUUGUUCCCCGAGGAGCUGGACCUGGAGUCAGUGUUGGCCACACGUGCACUUACAUGCCUUCACGUGGAGGGAAAGGAAGGAUCGUGAUUGUUGGAGGAGCCAAUCCAAACGGCAGCUUCUCAGACUCCUACGUCAUAAAUCUGGACGGUCACGAAUGGGACAUUCCAGAUUGGCCGGGUCUACAGGCACGCUACGAACACUGCAGCUUUGUACCUGAGAGCGACCCAGAGAGUCUUUGGGUCUUCGCUGGCGCUGAACAGAGCGGAAACCGCAACUGCAUUCAGGUCUUACACACCGCGGACAGUGGACCCUGGAAGACGGUGGAAGUGAAAGGGCAGCCACCCAAGCCCAGGACGUACCACACCAACUCAGCCUGCGUUGGAGACAGACUGUUUGUCUUCUCUGGUGGAGAGGCAGGGGCCACACCUGUCACUGACCCCCAGGUGCACAUCUUUGACACAGUUACUUCUACAUGGUCACAGCCAGAGAUCAAAGGAAAGCCUCCUUCUCCACGACACGGACAUGUGAUCAUAGCAGCGGGAACCAAAAUCCAUGUUCAUGGAGGAAUGACGGGAGAAAGGUUCCACACUGACAUGUUCUCUCUGGAUACGGAGAAUAUGAAGUGGGAGCGCGUUAAGGCCAAAGGAGACGUCCCUCCAGGAACGGCGGCCCACUCAGCUGUGGCCUUGGGGAAAAACAUUUAUAUCUUUGGAGGAAUGACGGCGGAGGGAGCCACCAAUUCUAUGUACAAGUUCCAGAGUGACAAACAGCGCUGGACUCUGAUGACGUUUGAAGGCGACCUUCCGCCUGACCGGCUGGACCACUCGAUGUGCGUGGUGCCUUGGUCAGAGCGGACAGACGCUGGUGGAGAGAAAAAAGCCGAACGCUCUGAAGGAGAAAUGAAGCAUCUCUGCUUUGUGUUUGGAGGAAUGGAUACUCAGGGAGUGAUAUUUAAUGACUGUCUAGUCACUGUAAUAACAUGAUCACUGUACAUACUUUGUUUUUUAAAUAAAUAACCAAAGCGUUUCUGAAGUUCA